AUGCAUUUGAGUGGGGUCGUCGGCGGCGCGUCUCUUGGACCGGCACUCCUGGCCUAUGCCGGCAGGUCGACAUUGCCCAAGGCAGCGACCCUGGUGCUGUGGCACGCUGCCGGCGCGGGCCUGCUCGUGGCCCUGGCCGCCUCCAGCCACCUAGCCCGUCACACCACCGGCAUGCUUGGCAAGACGCCUCACGGAUCACUCAAGCCCCUCAACCUUGCCCUCUUCUGGCCCUACCAUGCUGCGCUGCGGACCAAGCUGGGGCUGCAGCGGCAGCUAUCGUCCGAACCCAUCUGGAACAGGGUCACCGCAGACUACUACAUUGGCGCCUGGCCAUCCGAGGAGGCCCUGGUGCCGGCCGCCCAGCUGGCAGUGCUUGACGUGACCUGCGAGCUUCCACUUCAAGUGGCCGCCCCCGCCUAUCUGGCGUUGCCCACCUGGGACACCCACUGCCCCACCGUGGAACAAAUCGAGGCCGGCGUGGCGUGGAGCGAGCGCCAGGUGGCGGCUGGCCGGGGCGUGCUCGUGCACUGCGCCCACGGGCAUGGCCGCAGCGCCGCCAUGCUGGCGGCCAUCCUGAUAGCCCGCGGCGACGCGGCCGACGUCGCGGGGGCGGUGGCCAUGCUCGUGGCCGCGAGGCCCCGCGUGCGGCUGAACGCCCGGCAGCAGGCGGGGCUGGCGGCGUGGCUGGCGGCCAGGAAGGGCAGGCAGUGA
Molecule: messenger RNA, 711 nt
Organism: Auxenochlorella protothecoides
Lineage: Eukaryota; Viridiplantae; Chlorophyta; Trebouxiophyceae; Chlorellales; Chlorellaceae
Exons: 4
Coding region: 1-711 (236 amino acids)
Biological process (GO): dephosphorylation
Molecular function (GO): phosphatase activity
Source: RefSeq, a predicted model, not a curated record